UUUAAACUUCCUCAAUGAUAACCGAGCACUUGUUUAACUUUUAGGCGGACAAGUGAAGUGAGAAAUCAUUUACAGUGGCCACACUUAAAAGCAGACAAGAUGUAGGACGAUCCAUGCAAUAGCUAUGAUGGCUACCAAGUCAUCAAUUAUCUGUUUUGUUCUGUCUUUAUUAAUAGACUCUCUUCUAAGUGAAUUAGUUCAGAAUCAUUUAUGUUGGUUCGGGAACAUCGAGUGUUUAUGUUUUCAUUAUGAAAAGGGAAUUCGUGUCAAUUGUUCGAGACGGAAUCUCAGUGUUAUACCAGUUAUAAAUGACAGCAUCACGUGGUUAGAUCUCAGCAACAACAGGAUCAGGACUAUUGAUUCAAAUAGCACAAAAUUGCCAGAAAAUCUUAUUUAUCUCGAUAUAUCUGAAAAUAACUUAACAACUUUAAAAGGAAAUCCAUUCAAGCAUUUAACAAAACUUCAAGUUUUGAACCUCCAAGGGAAUCAGUUCGAUUAUUCAGCUCACGAGAAACUAUACGAAACACUGUCGGCCUUAAAAGUUCUGAACAUAAAGGGAAAUAAAGUCGACUUGAAAAACAAAAUAAUCUUUCCAGGAGAUGCUUUUGCAAAUCUUUCUUCAAUUUCAACUGUUAAAAUGAAUGGAAGAGCAAACACAAAGUUUGGGAAAAGUUUCUUGAAUUUAAGGAAUUUAAAGUUUUUAGAUAUGUCGGGGUUCGAAAGCAAUUGUUUUCUUGAACAUAUUGAUUCAAAAAUGUUCUCCAAUUUUCAAUUCCUUGAGGUUUUGGAUGUUUCCUACUGCAACGUAAAAGAUGUUGAUAAAGGAUCGUUUAGCAAUAUGACAAAAUUACAGUAUCUUAACAUUUCAUAUAAUCGUGAACUAGGUUUUGCAUCUAUGCCUAACGUGACUUACAAUUUGAACAAAACUAAUAUAAAAUCCCUGAGUAUUAACGGAGUUAACUGUGUAGCCGGGGUUGGAAAAGAACUGAAAUGUCAUCAUCUUCUUUCUCUUAAAGAAACCAACUUAACAGAAUUAUAUGCAGCCAGUAACCGAUUAGAAAUCUUAGAACCAGGAGUCCUAACCAAUCUUCCAAAAACUCUCGAGAUAUUCUCGUUGGCCGAAAACAAGUUAACGUCUGGACUCUAUAUACUAUAUUUUGAUUUGCUGGGAAACUUGCGAGUAUACAACUCUAGCUUUCAGAAGCAUCCUCCAAAGUUUCCUUAUUCCAUUGUGGAUAACUGUAAAGAAAAGAGAGAAUCUUUUGAUGUUGUUUCCCAUUGCCAAGAAGUUGCAAAUGAACAAUCUCUUAAACUUAAUGGACGUUGGAAAAACUUUACUGUGCAUUUUCCACGAAAUCUGGAAGAAAUUCAUGCUUACUCCAGUCGACUUUAUUUUAAGAUUCCAGCGUUUAAUAUCUCUGCUCCGAGUCUCCGAAUUGUAAACUUACAAGAUAACAUUUUGUACUCUUUGGAAGGUCCUGUUCACAUUAUACCAUCAAAUAACCAAAUAACGUUGGAUAUUUCGAAUAAUUUUUGCUCCCACAUAUCCCCCUCAGCAUUUAAAAACGGUGCACAACUUCAAACUUUAAAUAUAUCCCACAAUGACAUAGGCCAAGAUCUGGAGAAAGAUGAGAUGGGCAAAACGUUUGAAACUUUUGUUUCUAUUGAGAACUUAGACAUGUCAUUCUGCAGAAUUUACAAACUUUCAAACCUAGUGCUGAAGAAUUCUUCUAAGCUUACGUAUCUUAAUGUAAGUAACAACCAAAUAUCAAGAUGGAAUGUAAAAAUUGAUCAUAUGACAAAAAUAUCUUUGAUAGACCUCUCUCAAAAUCGGAUAAGGUCAUUUGAUGAAAAAAAUCGCGUACAUUUGGAGAAAGCCUUUCGGAGAUCAAAUUUAUUGGUCGAUCUUUCUGGCAACCUUUUAGGUUGUUCGUGUGAUAAUCAACAUUUUCUGAAAUGGUUGGGGAUAAACAAAGCUAAUUUCUUGGGUAUUCCGCAUUAUCAGUGCUCAUCUAAUCAAUUACCAUUUUCAUUUAAAUAUUUGGACAGUUCUAUAACCUCAUUAGAGAAGAACUGUAGAUCAUUUCUGACUUGGUACAUAACAGGAUCUGUUUCACUUGCCGUAUGCAUCAGCUUGUUAACAGGAAUUUUGCUUGUUAAAAACAGAUGGAAGAUCCGCUAUAUUGUGUACAAAACGAAACUGAAAUUCCGAUCCAGAGACAAAUUAAAUGUAGAAAAUUCCACAAGUCUAAACUACGAAUACGACGUUUUUCUAUCUUACGCUGGAAUGGAAAGAACAUUUGUACUGAAGGAAGUCAUACCUCGGCUUGAAACCAAUGCUGGAUUACGUCUCCUGGUAAGAGACAGGGACUAUCUUCCAGGGUUUUCAAAAGUGGACUGUAUUAUGACUGGAAUUCACGAAAGUAAGAAAGUUCUCUGUGUUGUUUCAAAACGCUAUUUAAAAUCAAAGUGGCGUGACUAUGAGCUAAACAUGGCAAAAGUGGAGGAAAUUAAGGAUCGUGAAAGCACAGAUUUUGUUAUUCUUAUUUUGUUACCGGAAGUUUACAACAGUGGAUAUCCAAGUAAGGUUAUGGACCUUGUGAAGAAAGACUGUUUUGUUGAAUAUCCAGAAGAGCCAUGUGCUUUUGACGACUUUUGGGAAAAACUAAUUAAAAUGCUGAGGAAUGAUUAAUCGAAAGUUUCUAUGCAAUAUUUCAUUCCAAAGUACAAUUGUUUCGACUGGUCUUAUCAUUCGAAAAUGUAUGCAAAAUAAAAGCAAUAUUCUAGAAAGUCUUAGCAUAAACAUUUUUAGGGGAAAAGAUAGUUCUAAGUAGCAAAUGAAUAUGCGUAUGAAUAAAUUUGGGAAAGAUUAAUAA
Molecule: messenger RNA, 2876 nt
Organism: Saccostrea cuccullata (small rock oyster)
Lineage: Eukaryota; Metazoa; Mollusca; Bivalvia; Ostreida; Ostreidae
Product: toll-like receptor 4
Exons: 1
Coding region: 125-2692 (855 amino acids)
Biological process (GO): immune response; toll-like receptor signaling pathway; inflammatory response
Cellular component (GO): plasma membrane
Molecular function (GO): protein binding; transmembrane signaling receptor activity
Source: RefSeq, a predicted model, not a curated record